Molecule: messenger RNA, 1229 nt
Organism: Melopsittacus undulatus (budgerigar)
Lineage: Eukaryota; Metazoa; Chordata; Aves; Psittaciformes; Psittaculidae
Gene: HAUS4
Product: HAUS augmin like complex subunit 4
Exons: 8
Coding region: 262-1062 (266 amino acids)
Biological process (GO): centrosome cycle; spindle assembly
Cellular component (GO): HAUS complex
Molecular function (GO): microtubule minus-end binding
Source: RefSeq, a predicted model, not a curated record
GGUUAAAUGGGGUCUAUGAAUGGUAAAUGGGGCCUCUGUGAGGCUAAAGGGGGUAUAUGGAGCGUUAAAUGGGAUGUGGGCAGGUCUGUAGGGGGUUAAAGAGGGUCUGUGGUGGUCCGCAAUGGGAAUAGACCCUUUGGGGUACCCCUGGGCUGUCCCACUUCCCACUGGGGAGGGCCACCCAGCACAUAGGUACUGGUUCUCCCCCACCUAUACCGGUACCCCCCCCCCCCCCAAAUACCGGCACAUAGAGGGGUGCUGAUGGCGUUGGACCCUGCUGAGCUGCUGCCAGAGGAGGAGGAGCCCUACCUGCCCUUCUUUGGGCUCCCCACCCCCGCCGAGGGAGUUGGUUUGGGCCCUCUGCUGCAGGGGCUGAGUGCGGCGCUGGGGCCGGACGGGCUCACUGCGGACCUGCGGAGGAAGCUGCGGCAGGCGAAGGCGACGCUGGCGCUGCACAGAAGGACGUGGCUGCAAUGGGACGGGCUCUGGAGGGCGCUGCAGGAGCUGCUGUGCGACCCGCGCGGGAUAUUGCCCCCCACUCGCCGGGAAGUGGAGCUGCGCUGUGGAGUGCAGGGCACGGCCCAGGCACUGCCCCCAAUGGAGCCACCCCCUGCACCGCUGCUUCCCCUGCUGGAGCUCCGCCUGGCUGCCAAGGUCCGGGACCUUUCCAUUUACCACGCGGGGGAAUCCGCCCCAGAGCUGCCUUUGGCGGAGACGGUGUCGACAUUGGCUGAGGCGCGGGAUCCCCCCCCUGCGGUGCUGCGCCUUGGUGCGGCUCUGAGGGAGGAGGUGCAGCGGCUGCAGCGCGCCCGGUGCCGACGCCAGUACCUGCAGGGGGCGCUGCAGAGCCAGCGCAGGCGCUACCAAGAGGGGUCUCUAUGGUGCAGGUGCUGGGCCGCUGCUGGGCCUUGCUGGCAGCUUUGGCUGGUGAUGGCUGUGCUGGAGCCCUGCAGGAGCUUGACCAGCAGCACGGGUUCUACCUGGAGAGUAAAGGGGUGGCACUGCUGCUCAAGACACGGCUGGAGGAGCUUGGGCUGCUCCUUGCCUCCUACCCCCCACUGACCGUAGCUGCCCAUCAAUGCAUCAAGCACAGCAUCUCAUUGGCUGUGGAGGAUGCAGAGAAGCGGGGCCAGGAGCUCCGAGCAGUGCUCUCAGCCUAUCAGGGGCUGGGGGCAGAGCUGGAGGAGCUGGCCUCAGCCUAUGGGAGGCUACAGGAGGCGGUGGAGCAG